ACAGACGUCACCUCCACCGCAGUCACAGAAACUACCACAGACAUUACCAGCACCCCUCUAAGUACAACUACCACUGAUUCCCCCACUACCCAUGUGUCCACCACUACAUCUGAAGCCACGACCUCCUCUCUGAACUGCCAGAACGGAGGGAACUGGACAGGUCAGGUCUGCCUCUGCCCCAAUGGUUUCUCGGGGAAGUUCUGUGAGAAGAGAGUCCCUGUUGUCAUCUGCCAGAAUGGAGGCUUGUGGGACGGGCUCAAAUGUCAAUGCACCGGCCUCUUCCAUGGGCCAAGGUGUGAGGACGUGGAUAACAUUGAGAUAGAGAAGAAUAUCUCUGCCACCAUGGAAGUGACCGUAAAAAUAACCGGUCGAAACUACAGCGAAGAGCUGAAUAACAGAACAUCCGAGGCAUUCAAGGUCUUCAAUAAGACAUUCACAGAACAGAUGGAUUCAAUUUAUAAAGGGAUCCAGGGAUAUGAAGGGGUUAUCAUCCGAAGCCUGAGGGAAGGCAGUAUCGUGGUGGAUUAUGAUGUCAUCCUGAAGGCCACAUACACCCCAGAAUAUGAAAGUGUGUUAGAGGAAAUCAGUAAAACUGUGGAGCAAACAACCGUGAAUGCAACCAAAGAAGAUCCAGUCUCUAAGAACUGUUCAGUUUCUCUGUGUUUCAACCCAAAGGACACCCGGGUACAAAACCUUUCACUCACUGUGGAUCCUAAAAAGGCAUGCCAGGAGAAGGCUGGAGAGGACUUUGCAAAGUUUGUCACACUGGAGGAAAAGGACAAUAAGUUGUACUGUGUCACGCCCUGCUCAACAGGCUACAAAAUCUCCAGGAACUGCAACUAUGGCAAAUGCCAGCUGCAGCGGAGUGGCCCCCAGUGCCUCUGCUUGACCACAGACACUCACUGGUACAGCGGAGAAAACUGCGACUGGGGCGUCCAGAAAAGCCUAGUGUACGGGCUCGUGGGAGGCGGCGUGGCAGUGCUCCUGGUGAUCCUGGUUAUCCUGUUUGUGUUUUCCAUCCGCUUCAGAAGAGAGGCGCGAAGGCAAAGGUCCAAAGUGUCCGAGAUGUACAAGUGGGGUGAAGAGGAGGGCCGAACAACUCCUGGAGCCUGCUACAACGUUGGUUUUGAGCACAAUGAAGAGCGAGAAAACUACGUUCCCUUGGGCUCCGUGUACAGCAACUUCCAGCCCUCCCUAAACCGUAUAAAUCCUGAAGGAAAGAUGCAGAUUCAGCGGCCCCAGGUAGUCAUGACAUCGUUGUAAACAGUAACACAAAAGCAGUUUUGCAUGGAUCCCUGGAGAUGGGGCAAAGAGAACCCUGCUUGACUAAGCAUGAUGGAACACACCCUCCCUUGAG
This is a messenger RNA of Acomys russatus (golden spiny mouse), 1357 nucleotides long. RefSeq names its product mucin-17-like. Lineage: Eukaryota; Metazoa; Chordata; Mammalia; Rodentia; Muridae. The annotation marks the transcript as partial. The transcript has 11 exons. The record is from RefSeq and is a predicted model, not a curated record.